AUGGCAAAAUUUAAUACAGAAGAGAUACGUUUGCGUAAGAAUGCAAAGAAGGGUACUCAAUUAUGUUUAUUAAUGCUAGGUUCCAAAGGUACUGGGAAAUCAACAUUUUUAAAUAAUCUAUGUGGUAGAAAAAUAUUUCCGACAUUACAACAGAAGGAAAGCUUACAAGAUCCAUCUCAUGCCCAUAUCAGUCCAACGGUUAAAGUGAUUAAAGAGACUAUUAAUUUGGAUGAGGGGAAUGGUGUUACUAUCACAUUAGAUGUUGUUUUAUUUCCAGGUGCUGGUGAUAAUUUAGAUGAUACAAAAACUCCAGCUUUAGUAAGAGAAUAUUUAGAAACUCAAUUCGAUCAUAUUUUAAAUGAAGAAAUUCAAAUUAAAAGAAGAACCAGAGACACUGAUCCAAGACCACAUAUUUGCUUAUAUUUUAUAAAACCAACAGCAAGAGGCUUAAAAGCAAUUGACAUAGAAAUGAUGAAAGAAAUUGGGAAUCAUGUGAAUAUUAUACCUGUAUUAAGUAAAGUAGACACAUUGACCGAAGAGGAAUUGAGUUUUAACAAACAUUUAAUUAUGGAAGAUAUUGAAAGACAUGGUAUAAGAUUAUUUGAUUUUAAAGAGGAUACUUUGGGAGAAUCCAUAAUGACAGAAGAUGAUUUGGAUAGAAGCUAUCCAAAUAUACAGAUACAGACAGGUCCAAAGAUCAAUCACAUUUUGCCAUUUGGAAUUGCUUGUAGCAACGAAGUUACAGAUACAAAUGGAUCUGAGUUGUCUCAUAUAAUUAAAUUCGAGUGGGGACAGGUAAUUGUGGAAGAUGUGUCUACCUCAGAAUUUAUGUUCUUAAAGGGAAUUCUUCUAGGAUCACAUAUACAAGAUUUUAAAGAUUUCACAAACGAUGUCCUAUAUGAGAACCAUAGAACUAGAAAAUUGUUGGGAAACAAAGGUUAUGCCAAUUUUACAGCUGGCAUCAUAUCUUCUUCAAAUGAGGAAGUAGCCUCUAGAGAAGGAAUGGGUUUUAAAACAGAUGAUGGGGGUAAUAUUUCUCCAGUAUCAAAUAAAACUACUAGACAAGGAACGUCGGUAUUAAAUAAAGAACUGGAAGAAAAGAAUAGAAUAAUUGAAGCCUAUCAAAGGAAAAUUAGCGAAUUAGAGACCAUGAUAAAUGCAAAGAACGUCAAAAAAGAUAUAGGUAAUUUGAUAGACACACAUUAG
This is a messenger RNA of Vanderwaltozyma polyspora DSM 70294, 1206 nucleotides long. It is a transcript of the gene SPR28, whose product is annotated as septin SPR28. The coding region runs from base 1 to 1206 and encodes 401 amino acids. The record is from RefSeq and is a predicted model, not a curated record. Gene Ontology annotation, biological process: cytoskeleton-dependent cytokinesis; division septum assembly; cellular bud neck septin ring organization. Gene Ontology annotation, molecular function: GTPase activity; molecular adaptor activity; GTP binding. Gene Ontology annotation, cellular component: cell division site; cytosol; microtubule cytoskeleton. The transcript has a single exon. NCBI's taxonomy places the organism in Eukaryota, Fungi, Ascomycota, Saccharomycetes, Saccharomycetales, Saccharomycetaceae.